GCCGCCGGCUCCGGUGCGAUUCCCGGCCCCCGGUUCCGUGCUCCUGGGCCCCGCCAUGGGAGCCUGAGCGCCCCCAUCCCCCGGCCCCUGCCCCCGGGGCCCCGAGGGGGGGACAGGCAGCGGUCUGGGACGCAGAGGGGGUGGCCGGCUCCGGAGCCCCCUCCGCGCCGCCCUCGCCCGCGCUGCCCGUCCGCGAGCGCCGAGUUCGCCGCGACCCGGAGCGCUGCGGAUACAAAGGCGCCGGGCCGAGCCCACCGGCACUUCGCGGCGGCGGAGCGCCGCUUGAUUUUCUCUGAGACAAGCUCACUCGUCCAGCAAAAUAGAGUCCCUCAGGGUGACGGUUGACUUCCUGAAGGUGCCUCUUGGCCUGAAGAAGCCGGUGCUGAAGGAGGUGGCUGUGGGGCCCCCCAAAAGGCCCCAGCCUGUGGCCCUGGAGCGCUAUAAGGCGCGGCGUUCAGACGCCAUGGACACCGAGUCCCAGUACUCGGGCUAUUCCUACAAGUCGGGCCACUCCCGCAGCUCCCGCAAGCACAGGGACCGCCGGGACCGGCACCGCUCUAAGAGCCGAGAUGGGAGCCGCGGGGACAAGUCGGUGACGAUCCAGGCUCCAGGGGAGCCCCUGCUGGACAACGAGUCCACGCGGGGGGAUGAGCGGGAUGACAACUGGGGGGAGACUACCACAGUAGUAACGGGCACCUCCGAGCACAGCAUCUCCCACGAUGACCUCACGCGCAUCGCCAAGGACAUGGAGGACAGUGUUCCGCUGGACUGCUCCCGUCACCUGGGCGUGGCCGCCGGGGCCACGCUGGCGCUGCUCUCCUUUCUCACGCCACUGGCUUUCCUGCUGCUGCCCCCGCUGCUGUGGCGCGAGGAGCUGGAGCCCUGUGGGACGGCCUGCGAGGGCCUCUUCAUCUCCGUGGCCUUCAAGCUGCUCAUCCUGCUGCUGGGCAGCUGGGCGCUGUUCUUCCGCCGCCCCAAGGCCUCGCUGCCCCGCGUGUUCGUGCUGCGCGCGCUGCUCAUGGUGCUCGUCUUCCUGCUGGUGGUGUCCUACUGGCUCUUCUACGGCGUGCGCAUCCUGGACGCCCGCGAGCGCAGCUACCAGGGCGUGGUGCAGUUCGCCGUGUCGCUGGUGGACGCCCUGCUCUUCGUGCACUACCUGGCCGUGGUCCUGCUGGAGCUGCGCCAGCUGCAGCCGCAGUUCACGCUCAAGGUCGUGCGCUCCACCGACGGCGCCAGCCGCUUCUACAACGUGGGCCAUCUCAGCAUCCAGCGCGUGGCAGUGUGGAUCCUGGAGAAGUAUUACCAUGACUUCCCUGUCUACAACCCUGCCCUCCUCAACCUGCCCAAGUCCGUGCUGGCCAAGAAAGUGUCUGGCUUCAAGGUGUAUUCCCUCGGAGAGGAAAACAGCACCAACAACUCCACGGGCCAGUCCCGGGCUGUGAUCGCCGCAGCGGCUCGGCGGCGGGACAACAGCCACAACGAGUACUACUACGAGGAGGCGGAGCACGAGCGGAGGGUGCGCAAGCGCAGGGCCAGGCUUGUGGUGGCGGUGGAGGAGGCCUUCACUCACAUUAAGCGGCUGCAGGAAGAGGAGCAGAAGAACCCGAGGGAGGUGAUGGACCCCCGGGAGGCAGCCCAGGCCAUCUUCGCCUCCAUGGCCCGUGCCAUGCAGAAGUACCUUCGCACCACCAAGCAGCAGCCUUACCACACCAUGGAGAGCAUCCUGCAGCACCUCGAGUUCUGCAUCACUCACGACAUGACGCCCAAGGCCUUCCUGGAGCGGUACCUGGCGGCCGGACCCACCAUCCAGUACCACAAGGAACGCUGGCUGGCCAAACAGUGGACGCUGGUGAGCGAGGAGCCGGUGACCAACGGGCUCAAGGACGGCAUCGUUUUCCUCUUAAAACGCCAGGACUUCAGCCUGGUGGGUUUCCCCGGGGCACAGACAUGACUCCAGAGAGCCACGGUGCCAGACUUCUCCAGACGGUGGGUUAUCCACUCUUUCUGCCCGUUCAGCCCGCCCGGUACAAACGCUGAGUUCCUGGGGCAGGAUACCCCUGCCUCUCCCCCACACGGCCCGAGUCAGGGGUCUCCCCGCCACGGUCACUGGCUUCAGCUGUGAGAGCCUCCCCUGCACAUCCACACACAUUCAGAGCGAGGGAAGAUCCUGCCCUUCACUCCAGAGUCUCUACCUUCUGUUUCUGAGUUGAAUGGUCUGUGACCACAGGCAAACUGAGGCAGAAGCCCUCUGUGACCAUGUUUCCUGGGCCAUGUGGGACAGUGCCUCCCCUCACUGGGUCCACCCUGGGCGGCCUCUGAGGGAAGGAUGGGAGAGACCCCGGGGAACAUCACGGAUCCCUGCCCUCCGAACCUGCCUGUACUUUUGUUCCCGCCUUGCUGGGGCAGGUUUCCCCUUCCUGCUGAAGGACGGCAAGUAGACAAGACGCCAGCCCAGAGGCUUGCAGACCAUGACCCGACCCCUGAGGUCUGACACCAACAUUCCGCCCCGCCCCCCGUGUGUGUGUGUGCUCAGCGCCAGGGACCUGUUGCCUCAUCUUGUUUUGGGGGGAGCCAGUAGUCCCCUCGUCCCCUGCCUUAAGCCCACUUCUUUGCCUCAGGGGUCUCUUUUCCUUGGCUGGCCAGGGUCCCCUCCUGUCUCCCUGCCUGGUUCUCUGGGCACUCGUCUCCUUUAGUGCUGGGGUGAGGGGCCAGGAUUACCGCCUUCAAGGGUAUCUGUCCCUCACCCUGUUGGGCUUCUGUAGCCUCUACACCCAAUCUGAAUUCUCCAGAGUUUAGGUCUCGUCUUGAGCAAAAUUCACUGGCCUUCUAAGACAUAUUUUCAGUGUGCAUCUGAGCCUUUCGCUCAGACGUGUUUCAUUUAUGUAGUUUUAGCCGAGGGAACGGGAACCUCCAGCCGGCGUCCACGGGGAGGGCCGUUCGCCGCUGGGCUGGAGUGUGCCGCGGGGCCAGGCCUCUGAGGAACUCACUGAGCCCCCUCUCAGGCCCCUCUUCUGGCGGGCUCACUGGUUCUUGCCACGCAGAGCGCCCCCUGAGCUCUGAUCCCCACUGGUGUUUGACCAGGGAGGCUUCCUGUCUGUGUAGGGGCGGCCUGGGUGUAAUGGAGCCUUGUGAUGGCCUUUCUCCCCUUGUUCUCUCUGAAAAAGCACAUCUGUCCACCCACCACUUCCUAGAGAAGGGCUCUUCAGUUUGUGCUGAGCCUGAUCCCCGCAGGUGUUGGUUGGGGGGCUGACUUGGGCAGUGCCUGAGGGAAAUGCAUCCUAUCCUGGGGGUUGUGGGAAGGUAUCUUUUCUUCUCUUCAAGGACCUGGUUUCAGAGGAGUCCCUCCUGGGUCACAAUUCUAAAUACCUCACUAUCCUGGAAAAUGGGGCUUGGAUGGUGGGCAGGAGCGGGGUGUGGUGUGACAGAAGGACCGGGUCGGGGCGGGCAGAUGGAAAGUAUUUGGGAUCUUCGUUGCGGCCCUACGUUAGGGGCGGGGGAGUGUUUUAUUUUCAGAACCUGCCAUGUUUUUAAUCACUGUGAUUUUUUCAUUCCUUUUUCCUAAAACAAAAGCAAACUUUCCCCCCAACUCUCUAAGCACUAAGGGCUGUGACUGAGAACGGUAAUGUUUUGGUCCUUUGCGUCAGAACUGUGGUAUCUUUGUUUUCUUUGAUGAUUAUUAUAAUUAUUAUUAUUUUGUAAAAUGUCAGGAUGAGUUGUCAAGUGUUUGGGUGUGUGUGUCUUUGCUUCUUCUGCACGGGGAGUUGUCUUCAUGCUGUGAACUGCUGUGGGGCGCGCCGCGGGCCCAGGCCCUCCGCGCACUGUCCCCCCCUGCUCCGCCGGUCCCGCCACGCGCUGGGUUCCCUUACUCUUCUCCUGUGGGGGCGCACCUACCUGUGGCCCCCCCCCACCACUCCCCCAGGACACCGGACGUGUGGCUGGGUCUCUCUGUGACUCCACAGCGUCCUAGCUCCUCCCCACCAGGCCUUCCUGUCAUCACCUUGGAGCGCCCCGGGGAUGUUGCACCUCAGGCCUUCACCUACCUCGCCACACUGCCGCGUCCCCACUGGUCCCCCUUCUCUUACACGACCCUUCACGCUCCGUUGACUCUCGCUUAUUUCUUUCUGAUCCUUCGUCUCUCCCCAUGCCCGUACCAUUUGAGCCUUUCAUUUUUUGCUCCGCAUUCCUGUUGCAAAUCCCGCCAUGGUACCUGUGAAGAGGCUUUGGGACCCCCCCAGAACCUUCUCACCAGAAACACCCCUUCCCAGAGUCUGCUUCUGUCCUCUGUGGGGCCCGAGGAGCUCCCUCGCCCCUCCGUGCUGUCUGUCCGUCUGUCUGUCUGUCUGCUCUUUCCCCUGCCCUUCCCCCAGGGCAGCAUCUGCUGAUGGAUUCGGUCCUGGUGUGUGAUUGUCGUGAUUUGUUCUUCUGUGCGCGAAAGGAAGGGGGCUUGUUUUGGGUCCCCUCCAAGUGAGAUUGUAAAUGUAGAAUUUGCCACUGUUGAAUCUAGAUUUCUUUUCUUCUUUUUCUUUUUAAUUUUUUUCUUUUUCUUUUCUUUCUUCUUCUUCUUCUUCUUUUUUUUGGGGGGGUUACAGAGACCUUGUGCAUGCAUGUAGAAAGUUGUAAAAUGUAAAUUUUUUUUUAAUAUAUAAAAAGCUUGUUUUUACAGUUUGCAGUGGAUCUAAACAUAAUGGCAGUUUUAGGGAUUUUUUUCUUAAACAUAGGAACUAAAACUGUACAAAUUUUUUUUAUAUGAAAUAAAGACAUUUGAC
Molecule: messenger RNA, 4766 nt
Organism: Zalophus californianus (California sea lion)
Lineage: Eukaryota; Metazoa; Chordata; Mammalia; Carnivora; Otariidae
Gene: VANGL2
Product: VANGL planar cell polarity protein 2
Exons: 9
Coding region: 464-1951 (495 amino acids)
Biological process (GO): multicellular organism development; Wnt signaling pathway, planar cell polarity pathway; establishment of planar polarity
Cellular component (GO): plasma membrane
Source: RefSeq, a predicted model, not a curated record